UGUUUACAACAUUGACUUACAUUUGAAGCAGAGUGUUUAUAACAUGGCUUACAUUUGAAGCAGAGUGUUUACUGUUUAUAUUACCGUAAAAACUAACCCUUAUUCUUCCAUUGUUAUUCUCACUCUCUUGCACUUAGGUUCAAUUCAUUAUCAGUGCAAAAAGAAAAUGCCAUCAGAUAUCGUUCUUCAGCGCCCUCUGUUUGGGGGACAAAUAUCAUGUUCGUUCCCCAACAGAUUCCAGGAUAUUAGCGAAAUUCGCCAAGUCCCUGAUCAUCAGGAGGUGUUUGCGGAUCCUAGUCGCGAUGAAAGUUUGAUUGUUGAGCUUUUAGAGUAUAAGCCUGAUGUUGCUGAUAGUGGUAGUGCUGUGUGGUUUCUGCAAGACCUUGCUAGGGAACAGGACGCUGAAGGAACUGUGGUUAUUGAGCAGUCAGGAGUUCAUGAAGCACCUGGUUUGAUGUACAAUAAUAUACCGGCUGUUGUAACAACUGCAGUAGGCCAAAUGGCGAUUUCUAAGGGACGACAGGGAAGGGAAGCACAAAAUAUUGUGAAAGUUCAUUUGGCGAAUUUGCGUAUUAAAGGAGUUGAAACUGAUGUACUAAUAACUGCAUAUGAGCCGAUUGUUAUAAACCCUUUUAGCGAAAGUGCGGACACAGUUGGUGCCGGCAUGGCUGUUCCUGCUGCACAAGCUGGAUGUAUGCCAAUGGAUGAGGUGUUUAAACUUGCUGUUACAAGCUUCAAUGUUAAUGACUGGAGUCUUUUUUGAUGUAUGCGUUGAUGUUCAAUUAUAAUAUGGAGUUGCAAUUUUGGUGACAUUUGAACUAUCAUUAUUCUAGUAAAAUUUUGAGCAUAGGUGCUAUUUUCCCUUUA
Vicia villosa (hairy vetch) is the source of this 867-nucleotide messenger RNA. RefSeq lists its product as uncharacterized. Gene Ontology annotation, molecular function: small GTPase binding; guanyl-nucleotide exchange factor activity. The coding region runs from base 167 to 763 and encodes 198 amino acids. The record is from RefSeq and is a predicted model, not a curated record. Gene Ontology annotation, cellular component: nucleus. The transcript has 8 exons. Lineage: Eukaryota; Viridiplantae; Streptophyta; Magnoliopsida; Fabales; Fabaceae. Gene Ontology annotation, biological process: protein import into nucleus.